AUGUUGUUGGACGAUUUUCAGGGAGAAUCGUGUGAUGCACUGCUGAUGGCCGACUCCUAUCGAUUCUACGAUGACGUGCCCGUCGGAUUCCAGCCGAGCACGCCCGGCAACCCGGACAAGGACAUCAGCUACGUGCCCGGUGAAACGGCGGGUUCGCAAUGCGAAGACGUCAUCUUCUACCCGUCAAACGAUAUGGGCAGGCAUCGACUCGGUUUCAAGGGCCGCAUCUACUGCACGAACGUGCGCCUGUGCUUCGUCCCGUACGCCAAGGGCGAAAAGCGUUCCCUCCCCCGCCGUUUCGUGCCGUUCAACGAUCAGCUGGACGUGCCCCUCGUCUCGGUUCACAAAAUCUUCGUCUCCGAGCCCUCCUCAUCGCAUGGGCUCGUCGACGUGGAGCAGUUGAAAUUCCGGGAGAUGACGUCGUCGGUGUCGAGCAUGGAUAUCGUCUACGUGCUGCGGCUGAUUCUCAGGGAUCUGCGCGUGGUGGUGGUCGAUCUAUCCGAAUCGCAGAAUGCGGCCAACGUCGCGAAUCAUGUUCUCCACUUCUCGCGCCCCUCAUCCCCCCUGCAUAUCCCUCAAUGCGGUCAGCUGCCCGUGCUGUACUCGGAUGCGUUCGACUGGGAAAACGAGAUAAAGCGCUGCCGACUGGGGCGACAGGACAAAUGGCGCGUGGCCGGCCUCGUCAGCGAGGAGUUGCGCCAGCCCGUCUAUAGCUACCCAAUGCACGUGGUGGUCUGCGCCGAGCUCGUCAAGGCCGACAUGGAUCGGAUGAUUCCGCUUUGGAGGGGCGGACGGUUUCCGAUCUGGGUGUGGAGUCAUCACAACGGGGCAUCGCUGCUACGAUCCGCGUUUCCGGAAAAUAACGAGAACGCUGAGAAGGAACAGCAGAGCUUAUGGCAACUGAUCGGUCGUGCUUCUCCCCAGCGUGAUGUGCACGAAAUUCGGGUUCCGCCAGAGUACGGCCCGGCCCGGAUCGCCAAGUCAUUCGACGCGUUGCGUAGGCUGUGUACGAUAGACUCAGCUACCGUAUUCUCUGGUGCCGAAGAAGACUGGGCGGGUCUAGUGAAUGAUUCUCAAUGGCCACGUCUCGUCAAUUUCUGCAUGAAAAUGGCCGCCGAGGCCCUUCAUCAUAUCCAUCAACUCGGACAGACCGUCAUUGUUGUCGAAGAAGACGGCCGCGAUUUGUCAGCGAUAAUCUGUUCCCUGGUGGAGUUGUGCCUUCGCGAGGAAUGCCGUAGGGAUAUCGGCCAAUUUCUGCUCCUCAUCGCAAAGGAAUUCUGCGCGCUGGGCCAUCCAUUCGGUGAUCGAUCGCUGUCCCCCCACGGCACAACGCCCACAUUCCUGCUAUUCCUCGACGCUGUUCAUCAACUCUUCAACCAGGCCCCCAACGAAUUCGGCUUCUCCCCGCAUCUCCUUCUUGCCCUCUGGGAUGCGUCGAUUUCCGGCUUCUUGCCCCCAUUCACCUGCAAUUCGGCCGUCGAGCAGAACGAGUUUGGCGGCGCCUCGGCGUUGUGUCCGUCGGAUCCGGCGGGUUGUCUGCGUCGCCUCUUCACCGACGAGUACCGCACCCUGUUCCGCAACGUCCGCUUCGAGGCCGCGUAUUUUCUCGGGAAACAGACAAACACUUCCUAUCUUCUGCCAUGGGAUCGUCCGCUGCGUCCGCGCCCUUCACCCGUCCACUAUCGCUUCUGGACCGGCUUCUUCUUGCGGUGGAACCCGGCGGCAAGCAUCGAGGGCGGUGGCCAACUGGCGGCAGAUCGACGUCUCGAUGAAGUGAUGGCAGAGUUGUAUGGAAAUAAGUGGACACGAAUCUUCGGAGAACUCGAUGGACAGAAAGCGAGCACGUCAUCCUCGUAUCCGUAUACGGGAAUCGAGACCGAUCACGUCAGCCGGUACGAACGCGCGAAUGACGAUGACUCGGAUACACGAUCAUUAUCCGCACUCUCGAUCAGUGGCAUCACAAAGCGUGUCCCGUCGGACGAUGCGCGCAGCCUCCGCUCCAAGCUCUCCAUAAAAAUGCCGAGAAUUGCCAAGAAAUUCCAUUCGCCGACCCCGAAACACAAGAAAUCGACGCAGCAUCCCGAGGAAUCCCCGGGA
This is a messenger RNA of Mesorhabditis spiculigera, 2097 nucleotides long. Lineage: Eukaryota; Metazoa; Nematoda; Chromadorea; Rhabditida; Rhabditidae. The record is from the annotation of a GenBank genome assembly.